Messenger RNA from Lepisosteus oculatus (spotted gar), 7224 nucleotides. The record is from RefSeq and is a predicted model, not a curated record. Lineage: Eukaryota; Metazoa; Chordata; Actinopteri; Semionotiformes; Lepisosteidae.
UUUGUCUUAAAUGCAGAAGUAGAAGCGGCCGGCGGCGGGUGGAAAGCGGGUCUAGUCGAGGAGUGACAGAGCUCUCGUGCUGCGCGCAGUGCUGGUCCCCCCGAGCCCGUGCUCAUGGCCGAGGACAAGUCCCGCAGCUGAAUUCAAACUUUUUUUUUUGAACUUUUUUUUUUGGAGCUUUUCACGGACCCAGCGACAGGUUUGCCGUUUUUUUUUUAUAAAAAUAAAAAAUGAGUCGGUGGAAAUACAGGACGAGGACAGCUAUUUGGAUGCGGUUAUCGCAGCUAUUUCUUAUCACUCUGCUACAAGCGACAACGACGACGAGAGCAGCCAAUCCCAUUGACGUGCUGAGGCUCCUGGACAUAUCGGAGAACAUGGAUGGCGUUUCCAUGGCGGCAGGGCUGUGCACGGCCCGGAAGGACAUGGAGGAGGCAGACAUGGCCUAUAGGAUAGAAAAGAAGAUCCAGCUGAGUGCGCCCACCAAGCAGCUCUUCCCAGACACUGCAUUCCCGGAAGCUUUUUCCAUAAUGGCCACAGUCCGAGCCAAGAAGGGAUCCCAGUUCUUUCUCCUGUCCGUUUAUGAUGACCAGGGGGUCCAGCAGCUGGGUUUGGAGAUCGGGCGGUCUCCUGUCUUUCUCUACGAGGACCAGAACGGCCAGCCUACCCCAGAGGAAUACCCCAUCUUCAAGAAGAUCAACCUGGCUGAUGGAAAGUGGCACCGGAUAGCGUUCAGCGUGGAAGGGAAGGUGGUCACCCUGUAUCUGGACUGCGUGAAGCUGGAGAGCCAGGAGCUUCGCCGAGGAGACAGCCCCUCUGUCAGCACUGACGGCGUCACGGUGUUUGGGACCCGCCUCCUGGAUGAGGAAGUCUUUGAGGGUGAUAUCCAGCAGCUGCUCAUCCUGGACGAUCCCAAGGCCGCGGUGGAUUACUGUGAGCACUACAUUCCGGACUGCGACUCCCCGCUCCAGGGAACAGCUGUUCUGAAGUCCAGGUGUGUCAACCUCCUUGCACUGAACAGUGAGAAAGCCUUUGGCCCUGCUGGUCGGCCAGGCCUUCCUGGGGCAGAUGGGAUUCCUGGUCCUCCAGGGACCUUGCUGAUGUUACCGUUCCAGUUUGGUGGAGAUGGGCAGAAGGGACCUGUGAUUUCAGCGCAGGAGGCCCAGGCCCAGGCUAUCCUCCAGCAGACCAAGCUUUCACUGAAGGGGCCUCCAGGUCCAAUUGGGCUAACGGGUCGACCAGGUCCAUUGGGUCUGCCUGGGCCAACGGGCCUGAAAGGUGAGGCAGGAGAUCAAGGACCACAUGGUCCCCGGGGACCCCCAGGAUCUCCAGGGCCAAAUGGCAAAACUGGGAAAAGGGGCCGAGGGGGUUCAGAUGGCAUCAGGGGUGUCCCCGGAGAGCCUGGAGGAAAGGGGGACAGAGGUUUUGAUGGACUGCCUGGGCUCCCGGGGGAUAAAGGUCACAGGGGGGACCGGGGGAAGCCCGGACCAGUGGGACCACCAGGAGACCCGGGGGAGAAGGGAUCGGACGGCCCAUCUGGACCCAGAGGGCUGCCUGGCGAGCCUGGCUCCCGUGGGCUGGUUGGGCCGAGGGGACCCCCAGGACCCCCUGGACAACCGGGUAUCCGAGGAAUUGAUGGGGUUCAGGGUUCCAAAGGAAACUUGGGUCCUCCAGGUGAGGCAGGCCCACCCGGCCAGCAGGGUAACCCAGGACUUCAGGGUCUGCCUGGGCCUCAGGGUCCUAUAGGGCUGCCAGGGGAAAAGGGUCCUCAGGGGAAACAGGGGCUCCAGGGGCUCCCUGGAAUGGAUGGCCCUCCGGGUCAUCCUGGAAGGGAAGGUCCACCAGGAGAAAAGGGAAUUCAGGGUCCACCAGGCGCACAGGGUCCCGUUGGCUAUCCUGGAACCCGUGGUGUUAAGGGUGCUGAUGGAGUUAGAGGUCUGAAGGGCAACAAAGGAGAGAAGGGUGAAGACGGGUUCCCUGGGUUCAAAGGUGACAUGGGCCUGAAGGGAGACAGAGGUGACAUGGGUGCGCUGGGGCCCCGGGGCGAAGAUGGAACAGAGGGACCUAAGGGCCAGUCGGGGCCCAACGGAGAGUCUGGACCUAUGGGGUCCCCAGGAGAGAAGGGCAAGCUGGGAGUGCCGGGCCUGCCGGGCUACCCUGGGCGGCAGGGGCCGAAGGGAUCGCUGGGGUUCCCUGGUCCCGGGGGGGUUCCAGGAGAAAAGGGGAAAAGGGGUCCUGCUGGUCAGCCUGGGUCUGGUGGACAGAGAGGUCCCACAGGAGCCAGAGGGAGCCGAGGACAGAGAGGUCCCACCGGAAAAUCUGGGCCCAAGGGCUCCUCUGCUCAUGAUGGACCACCUGGAUCUCCAGGGGAGAGGGGACCACAAGGACCUCAAGGGCGCAAUGGAGAAGCUGGAACCAAAGGACCGAAUGGACCCGCAGGGAAGGACGGGCUGCCAGGACAUCCAGGCCAGAGGGGGGAGCCGGGUUUCCAAGGGAAGACGGGUCCGCCCGGACCUACUGGAGUGGUGGGACCGCAGGGUAAAUCAGGAGAGACCGGUCCCAUGGGAGACAGAGGGCACCCAGGGUCACCUGGCCCUCCUGGAGAACAGGGUUUACCAGGGUCAGCUGGCAAAGAGGGCGCCAAGGGUGAUCCUGGCCCUCCCGGCAUUCCUGGGAAAAAUGGCCCCGCAGGACUGAGAGGAUUCCGAGGCAGCAGAGGGAUUCCUGGAGCCAUGGGUCCCCAAGGGCUGAAAGGAGCAGAGGGUCCCCUGGGGUCUCAGGGUCCAGUCGGAGCCCCAGGAGAGAGAGGACCAUCCGGACCAGCGGGUGCCAUUGGCCAGCCUGGUCGUCCUGGCAACGUCGGCCCACCUGGACCAAUGGGAGAGAAGGGAGAGCCGGGUGAGAAGGGGCCUGUGGGUCCAGCUGGCCAGGACGGGGCACAGGGCCCGGUGGGUCUCCCAGGAGUCGUGGGACCCCAGGGACCCCCAGGAGAAGACGGAGACAAGGGCGACAUGGGAGGACCUGGGCAGAAAGGCAGCAAAGGAGACAAGGGUGAAGCGGGGCCCUCUGGACCCCCAGGUAGCCAGGGUCCGAUCGGACAGCCUGGGUCUCCGGGUAUCGACGGGGAGCCGGGCCCCAGGGGACAGCAAGGGAUGUACGGACAGAAGGGAGACGAAGGAUUACGGGGUUUCGUUGGCCCCCAGGGCCCCACCGGACUGCAGGGAAUGCCAGGGCCACCAGGAGAGAAAGGAGACAGUGGGCACACAGGGCUGAUGGGUCCCCCCGGGCAGCACGGCCCCAGGGGAGCGCCUGGGCCCAACGGCGGAGAGGGUCCGUUGGGAUUGCCUGGAGGUGUUGGACAACCAGGACCUGUGGGAGAAAAGGGGGAAGACGGCGAAGCAGGAAACCCUGGGCAAGUGGGCGAACCAGGCCCCACCGGUGCUAAGGGAGAAGUUGGAGAAAAGGGAGACACGGGCCCACCUGGUGCUGCUGGCCCCCCCGGGGUCAAAGGUCCUCCUGGGGAAGACGGACCCAAAGGAAACACUGGUCCCAUUGGAUUCCCAGGAGACUCCGGUCCACCAGGAGAGCCAGGCGUCAAUGGGCUGGAUGGCGGCGUGGGAGACAAGGGGGACGCGGGCGAUCCCGGGAAUCCUGGCCCUCCAGGAGCCUCCGGAGAGCCUGGACCCCCUGGGCCCCCAGGAAAGAGAGGUCCUCUGGGAGCUCCUGGAAAAUCUGGGAAGGCAGGAGCAAAGGGAGCCAAGGGGGAAUCGGGGCCUGAGGGGUUGGUGGGGAAGACGGGACCAGUGGGGCCCCAGGGGCACCCUGGCAAACCUGGCCCACAAGGUCUGCGAGGCAUCCCGGGACCUGCGGGUGAACAAGGGCUAAAUGGACCUCCAGGUCAAACCGGACCCCCUGGACCACUGGGUCCUCCUGGUCUGCCGGGGCUGAAAGGAGAUCCAGGAAGGAAAGGUGACAAGGGUCAUGCCGGGCUCAUUGGGCUGAUCGGGCCCCCAGGAGAGAUGGGGGAGAAAGGGGACCGGGGCCUGCCAGGGAACCAGGGGACACAGGGACCAAAGGGAGAUGAGGGUGUUGUUGGUCCUCCUGGCCCCACUGGUCCCCCUGGCUCCACAGGCCUGCCUGGUCCUCUUGGGCAGAAGGGCUCCAAAGGAAACGCGGGACCAACUGGCCCUCGAGGAGACACAGGCCCUGCAGGCCCCCCUGGACCCCCGGGACCUCCGGCCCAGAUGAUUGAGCCUCUGCCGGUGCAGGGCAGGAAGAAAAGGCGGCGGCACACCGAGGACACAGUGCAGGGUGACCAGCUGGCAGAUGAGGGAAGCGACUUCAUCGAUGGCAUGGAGGAGGUCUUCGCCUCCCUGAACUCCAUGAAGGCUGAUGUGGAGCACAUGAGGAAGCCUCUGGGGACCCAAGAGAGCCCAGGACGCACCUGCAAGGAGCUGCAGAUGUGCCACCCAGAUUACAAGGAUGGGGAGUACUGGAUCGACCCUAACCAGGGGUGCCACCGUGACUCCUUCAAGGUUUUCUGUAACUUUACUGCUCAGGGGGAGACCUGCCUGUUCCCUGAUAAGAGGGUGGAAUCGGUAAAGCUGGCAGCAUGGAAUCGGGAAACACCUGGGAGUUGGUUCAGCGAGUUCAGGAAAGGAAAAGAGUUCUCCUACAUAGAUGCAGAUGGGAACGCGGUGCACGUGGUCCAGCUGACUUUCCUGAAGCUCCUCAGCGCCACAGCUCACCAGACCUUCACCUACCAAUGCCAGAACUCCGCCGGCUGGUACGACACUACCUCCAGCAGCCACAGCAGGGCGCUGCGUUUCAAAGGCAUCAACGACGAGGAGCUGUCCUAUACAAAGACGCCCCUUGUCUUUGAGGCGGUGUACGACGGCUGUCAGUCCCGGAAAGGUUACGAACACUCAGUGUUGAAAAUCAACUCUUUGAGACCGGACCCCCUUCCCAUCAAAGAUGUCACCGUUAUGGACUUUGGCAACAACAACCAGAAGUUCGGGUUCCAGCUCGGUCCUGUUUGCUUCAACGGCUAAGGAAGAGAAAGGGAUAAACUGAUUUUUUUUUGUUAAAAAAAGAAAAGACAUUUGUGAUUGCCACAAGCAAUAUUUAUAUAUCUUUUUGUUGUUCUUAUUCUGUGGUGGGUUUGUGGUAUGUUUUUUUACAUUUUUUAUAAACUAAGGAAAGAAAUUGUCGGCCCACAGAUGUGAGAUCACUGGGACAUGACCACUGCACGUCUAGCAGGGAUUCAAGCGACUUUGAUCUUGUGGGCAGCAAGGUGACUGGACAGCGCCCUGCACAGGCGGGGCACCACUGCACAUGCACGUUUUAUUACGGGAUAAUCGACAGCCUAGUUCUUGUUCCUCGUGUUACUUUACAUCUGCUCACAGAGACAAUUUGCUUGGCUAUUUUUAAACCCCUCAAAGAAGAUUCUGAAAUCCCCCCCCAUUAAAACCGAUAAUUACAGCAAUUAUAUAUAGCACAGCGACUGGAGUUCUUUUUCAUUUUUACAGGCAAGACAAACUUCACACAGCAGCAAAAAGCAACAUAUCCCUCAUAUUAAAUGGAGCAAAGGAAUAUGUUACUUUUUGCAGAAACAAUCAGGUUUCUCUGUGCUCUGUCCAGACAGAUGCCUGUGCUGCACAAAAGGCACAAUGCUCAAAAAUUGGUCAAAAGGUGUUUUGUAUCACAGCAAAACAACCUUGUCCAUUACCUUGUCAACCUUCAAAGUGAGGGGGCUUCACAAUUUAGGGUGCUUCAUUGGCUUAGAUAUCCUAUGUGAUAUCUGCACAUAUUUUUCUGUCUUCCACAGCUGACACAAUGAAAAGAUGUGCUUCAUUAAAUGUAUCAUCAUUGUAAAAAACAGGCAAAUGAGGCCUGAAAAGAAGAGGUACUUAUGUGCAAUCAAAAAAAGAGUCCGUUGAGUAAUUAAAGUCUUGGGGUGUGGAGUGAGACCCAGCAAACACUCAGUUUCCAGUCAGUUUGCAACCACGUGACAGUGUUGUUGCCCAUGGUGAGAGCAGGCAACACGUUCAUUCUCUCCUGUGAGAGACAUCUGCUAACCUGGGCUAGUUUGAAACCUGUGAUCAGUAUUGACUGUUUCAGUGUCUCGCCUGGGGAGUCCCAGACUUCAGUUGAAGUGCAGCUUGACACCAGUACAACAUUGCCUCAAGGAUCCUUCGUACUGUAUGCUAAUCUUGCUUUUUUUUUACGCUUUUCAUUGUGCAUUGCUUUUUUUCUUACUGUUAAACUCAACAGUGGUGCUAAAGCAUAAAAAUAUUUUUUAUGUUUGGGAAGGGCGAGAGCAUAGGGGGUUGAAUACGAGGGUUCAUGUAAUGACGCUGAAAACAUGCAUGUUGUUCAGUUGGUACAACAGAAAAGGUGCACGUUCGCCAUUAACAGCACUUCCAAAACUUAAAACUCAGUGCGACUUGCAGCUUGCUACCAGGAAGGCCAAGAGGCUCUCGGUACCAAACUUCCUGCUAAUAUUACUGCGAUUUGCCACCACUUACUGUAUGUAAAGCAACUCACAUUCGCACCCAUUCAUUAGGAGCAAUCUGGGUGUGGUAGUUUGCUCAGGGGUACAACAGCACCCUUAGGUGGGGCGAUGACGUUUGGUGCUAAAAAAAACAAGAACUGAGAAUCAGUUAUUAUUUAAAUAUGUGGGCUUGAAUAUGGAAUUACUGGAAAGUUUAAUUUAAUUUCAGCUUUCCCCCUGGAAGUGCUGUAUAUUUUUUAUGUCUGAACAGAUACCUGCACAGGCCUUGUACUGAUACAAAUUCAGAUAUGCACUAUUGUUUCCUUAGAAAGCUUUUCUGGACACCUGCUGCCAGCAUGCAAUUUUUUAAACAGGUAGCACAGAUUGAAACCCUCUGCUCUGUAGUAGUACUUCAGUUCUUAAAGAAAUUAUGUCCUACUAGUUCGUAUCACUGGAUAUGAGCACAUGUACAUAAACUAAAAAGUGCAAUUAAACAUUUUUUUCCCCAGCGUGACAUAUUAAAAAAAAUGCAUCAGGAUUUUGUUUACCAGCACACCUCCAAAUCCCUUCUAUCUCCACCCUCCUUUUGUAGAGUCGAUUUGUGGUACUAAUUUUAUAAACUGUACAGUUAUUCUUUUAAGAAAACAACAAACCUUCGAUUCCUGAAUAAAAAAAAAAACUGUAUUUGUAAAAAAAGAAGUGAAAUAAAGUAUUCUUUAUUGAAGUACUCUGAA